Molecule: messenger RNA, 1725 nt
Organism: Dufourea novaeangliae
Lineage: Eukaryota; Metazoa; Arthropoda; Insecta; Hymenoptera; Halictidae
Gene: Tfb1
Product: general transcription factor IIH subunit 1
Biological process (GO): transcription by RNA polymerase I; nucleotide-excision repair; transcription by RNA polymerase II
Cellular component (GO): transcription factor TFIIH holo complex; transcription factor TFIIH core complex
Source: RefSeq, a predicted model, not a curated record
UUAGAAGAAUCAUAUAAUACAAUAUAUCCACCAUGACUACAUCAUCAGAAGAUGUUUUAAUGCAAGUAGGACAAGUUCGUUAUAAGAAAGGAGAUGGUACUUUAUAUGUUAUGAAUGAACGAAUAGCUUGGAUGCUCGAUAAUAGGGACACUGUAUCUGUCAGUCACAAAUAUGCUGACAUUAAAUGUAAGAUCAUCCGUAUAUCACCGGAAGGAAAGUCAAAAAUACAGCUACAAGUUGUACUACACGAUGGUUCAUCAUCUACAUUUCAUUUUGUAAAUAGAAAUGGGCAGGAAGCACAAAUUAAAGAUCGUGAUGAUGUAAAAGAGUUACUUCAGCAACUAUUACCAAAAUUUAAGAGGAAAGUAAAUAAAGAAUUAGAAGAAAAAAAUAGAAUGCUUCAGGAAAAUCCAGUACUGCUUCAAUUAUACAGAGAUUUAGUUAUCACACAAGUUAUUUCAUCCGAGGAAUUUUGGUCACAACAUGCUGCAGAAUAUACUCAAGCUAAAAAGAGUCAGCGUCAAGAAAUUGGUGUUAACAGUGCAUUUUUGGCUGAUAUAAAGCCACAAACAGAUGGCUGUAAUGGAUUGAAAUAUAAUUUGACUGUUGACAUUAUAGAAUGCAUAUUUAAGACGUAUCCUGCAGUAAAAAGAAAACAUCAAGAAAAUGUGCCUCACAAAAUGUCAGAAUCCGAUUUUUGGACAAAGUUCUUUCAAUCACAUUAUUUUCAUCGAGAUCGUAUCAAUGCAGGGACCAAGGACCUAUUUACCGAAUGUGCCAAAAUAGACGAUCAAGAAUUAAAGAAAGAUAUUCAGUCGGGUAUUGAUGAUCCAUUGGUGGAUAUUACUUCGUUCGAAGAUCAAACUUUGGAUGAGAACUACGGAAGUGGACCCAGCAAAUCUGACAAAGUUUCAGGAAAUAUUGUACAUCAAAGUAUGAUCAAAAGAUUUAAUCAACACAGCAUAAUGGUUUUAAAAGCCAGCACUGCGAAGCAACUUAUCCAAUCAACUCAACCACAAUUAAAUGGAUCUGCUCCAUCCGUGAGUAAAUCUGCUACACUUUCUGAUCGAUUAGAUGAACCACCAAAAACCAAAAAGCUUAGAAUACAAGAAAAAUUAACGUACGACGACCUUGACUCAAGCUGUGACAUAAACACAAAGAAUAGUACACCGUUAAAUUUGGCACACAUAGAUAGAUAUUUACACGGCCCAGUACCAGGAUAUGGCAAUACAGUACCGACAUCGGAAGAUUGGCUGACAGGAAAUAGUAUACCGAGGCAAUUAGCAACCUCAUUAGUCAGUCCAGCUGCAGCCGUCUCAGCUUUAGGAGAAUUAACUCCAGGUGGUUCCCUAAUGAAGGGCUUUAGAGAAGAAAGUCUUGGACAACUAAUACCAAAGGAUUUAGAAAAAGAGUUACGUAACGUUUAUGUAUGCACAUGUGAACUCCUGAGGCAUUUUUGGCGUAGUUUUCCACCUACAACGCCACAGCUUGAAGAAAAGGCAAUUAGAAUGCACGAAGCAUUACACAGAUUUCAUUCUGCUAAACUUAAACCGUUUGAAGAUCGUGUUCAACGUGACUUUUCCGCUGUCAGUCAACACUUGACAAGUCAUUUAAAUCAGCUGUUAAACACGGCGUAUAGAAAAUUUGCAGUCUGGCAACAACGUAAAAUGCAAAUGAGGUAGCCGUUAAAUAAUAUGUCGUAUAAGUGAAAAGAGCGUGAAUAAA